Asterias rubens (European starfish) is the source of this 1281-nucleotide messenger RNA. RefSeq lists its product as uncharacterized. The record is from RefSeq and is a predicted model, not a curated record. The transcript has a single exon. NCBI's taxonomy places the organism in Eukaryota, Metazoa, Echinodermata, Asteroidea, Forcipulatida, Asteriidae. Gene Ontology annotation, molecular function: zinc ion binding; nucleic acid binding. The coding region runs from base 1 to 1281 and encodes 426 amino acids.
AUGGCUCAACUCGGCAACAUCGGACACGAUGCCAAGGUGGAUAUGGUAAAACUUCGCGGUCAAUGUAAAAACUACGGGGGCAGUCAUCCAUACAAGCCGAGAGAUGGAUGCCCAGCAUACGGCACUACAUGCAGAAAAUGUGGUAAAACUGGACAUUGGCAACAGGUAUGCCUCAGCUCUGCUGGCAAAGGACAAAGCCAACAACAGCCACGCAAACCACGACCCAGAUCGGAUAGUCGACCUCGCGGAUCGUACAGGAGAAGCAACACUCCGAAACCUAAUAAACGUCAAAGUGAGGUUCACUAUGUCCAGCAACAGGACAUGGAUGAUGCAUCCAAUGACUUUGAGAACAUGAGCUUUGAGACAGUCACAAUCACGCAACAUAUCGACGGUAUAAACAAUACCAACAACAAUCGCGAUCAAGUGUUCACGACGCUCAACAUCAAGCUCAAACAACGGCCAGGCAAUCACACGCUCACAGCAAAAGUUGACACGGGUGCACAGGGAAAUAUUAUCCCCCUCCGAUUAUUUCGCCGCAUGUUUCCCACAUUGUUGGACGCAGAAGGAUUUCCAAAACUUGGCGCUACAACCCCAGUAAAGGGAAUUCUCACAGCUUACAAUGGCACACAAAUACCGCAGCAUGGCAGUAUAACAGUUCCAUGCAAAUUCAACAGUGGUGAGUGGAUAGACGCAGAGUUCUUCAUUGCUGACGCAACAGGACCCGCAUUUAUUGGACUGCCAAGUUCACGCGCACUCAAACUCCUCACGAUGAAUUGUGCCAUACGUACACCCGCAACGCCAACGCCAACGCCUAAAAUCGCAAACUUGGGGCCCAUACGCAACAAGAAGGACCUCAAAGCCCAAUAUCCGGAUCGAUUUACCGGUAUUGGCAAGUUUCCUGGUCAAUUUCACAUUACGCCAACGCUCGAGGAGAUUACCCACAAGUUCAGUGGUGCACGGGUCUUCAGCAAACUUGACGCACGUCACGGGUACUGGUCCAUCGAGUUGGAUUCAGCGUCCAGUUACCUGACCACGUUCAAUUCGCCUUUCGGACGCUAUCGCUUCAAACGACUACCAUUUGGACUCAAGGUUUCGCAAGAUAUUUUCCAAGAGAAAAUGGACAUGAUAUUGGAGCAAUGCCCCGGUACCAUCGGCAUAGCCGACGACGUUGCAGUGUUUGGGCAUGAUAUGGAGGAACACAACAAAAACCAUCAUAACCUCAUGCACAUAGCUCGCAAAUACGGUCGGAUCUUCAACUUGGACAAGUGUGAUAAUUAUUAA